Molecule: messenger RNA, 1545 nt
Organism: Fusarium mangiferae
Lineage: Eukaryota; Fungi; Ascomycota; Sordariomycetes; Hypocreales; Nectriaceae
Exons: 4
Coding region: 1-1545 (514 amino acids)
Biological process (GO): transmembrane transport
Cellular component (GO): membrane
Molecular function (GO): transmembrane transporter activity
Source: RefSeq, a predicted model, not a curated record
AUGCACCAACAUCGCGAAAAUGGACACGAAACCCACGUCAAUGAAAGGACAGCCCUCCUCUCACCACAGUCCGAAACACCCAACGGCGAGUCCAGGCCAGUUGCCAACUUGAAUACGCACCGCACUCGCUGCUCAUGGCCGUGGAUCUACGUCGUGCUCCUCUGCAUCGCCCUCGCCGUCGUCUCGGACGUCGGCGAAUCUCUCUACUCUGCGCCAAGAGUGCGGCUCUUUGAGUCCGUUGCCUGUACCCGCCACUAUCUGCGGCACGAUCCGUCGUUAGUGGAUCGUGAUGGGUUCGUCCCUGAGCGCCUCUGUAAGAUCGACCCAGUGCAGGACAAGGUCGCUUCGGUUGUGGGCUGGCAGUACUUUUUCGAUGCUAUUCCCGCAAUUCUGCUUCCAAUCCCUUAUGGUUAUGUGGCAGACUUGCGUGGACGGAAAUGGAUCCUGGUAUUAGCCUUGGGUGGGUAUACUUUGUCCUGGGCGUUGACGCUAUUCUUUGUCGGGGUACUGCAUUUACCUUUGAACGCAGUCUGGCUAUCAUCACUCUUCUUCAUUAUCGGUGGUGGCCCAACGACGGGCACAACCUUACUCACCACUGUGGUUGCUGAUGUAGUGCCAGCAGAGGUCAGGAGUACCGUGUUCUUUUAUCGCUUUUGUACCGACCUCGUCGCAGAUCUCAUUGUCCCUCCAAUAGCCUCGAUGUUGAUGAACAAGAACACAUGGAUCCCUCUCCUGCUGGCCGUGGCCUUCCAAGGACUUAGUGUCAUAUUAGCACUUGGGCUGCCGGAAACGCUGCCAGUGGUUGACUCCAAGAGGGCCGGCGAGGACACCAAUGACAUAUCUUCCGACUACACAAUCAGUGGACAAGCAGAGAUACCAUCCAAGAGUGACGGCAAAUGGGGAAGUUGGCUUACUCGAAACAAAGACUCGUUCGAUUUCGUCAUAAAAGACAGAGCCCUAUCCGCCCUUGUCUUCACUUUCCUCAUCUCCAAGGUCGGGCGUCAAGCUGCUAAUAUGCUCUUCCAAUAUGUAUCGAAGCGAUAUGGAUGGACUUUGGCCCAGGCAGGAUUUCUCAUCUCACUACGGGCAGGUGUAAACAUUGCGCUGUUCACAGUCAUACUCCCUCUCAUUGCUACGUACGCACUCUCAAGCUGGAGUGCAACCUCUCGAGACCUUUGGAUCGGCAAAACAAGCAUCAUCCUCUUGAUUCUAGGCAGUUUGAUCAUAUUCUUGUCAGAGACCUCAGUAGGCAUGAUAAUUGGGCUCGUGGUAUCUACCUUGGGCUCAGGCUUCGCGCCAACCAUGCGCAGUCUAGCAACCAGCCUUGUAGAGUCUCGGCACCCCAACGCGACAAGCGACAUCGGGCGGCUCUAUGCGCUCAUCUCGGUCGCAGAAGGAAUAGGAAGCUUGGUGGCAGGCCCCGGGAUGGCUUUGGCGUUCCGUAUGGGCAUGAGUUGGGGCCAAGCCUGGCUCGGACUGCCCUUUGGGUUUGCUGCUUUUCUCUUCGCUCUGGUCUCGACAAUUGUAUUCAGCGUCAAGAUUUAA